AUCAGGAACGUUUUCUCCUCUCUCUCUAUCUCUCUCUUCCCUUCUCUCUCUCUCUCUCUAAACUGCUAAAAAGAUCAGUGGAUCAGGUCCACGAAUUUUUCGAUGCCCAUGGAUCAAGCCGAGCUAACGACCGAGCAGGUCUUGAAGAGAGAUAUCCCAUGGGAGACAUACAUGACAACUAAGCUGAUCUCUGGAACAGGUCUUCAGCUGUUAAGACGUUAUGAUAACAGAGCAGAAAGUUACAGAGCAACACUGCUGGAUGAUGAUGGUCUGGCUUAUGUCCGUGUGUUUGUUAGCAUUUUACGUGACAUAUUCAAGGAAGAAACAGUGGAAUAUGUUCUAGCUUUAAUGGAUGAAAUGCUUACAGCAAACCCAAAAAGAGCCCGAUUAUUCCAUGACAAGUCUCUUUCCGACGAAGAUAUUUAUGAACCUUUCUUAAGGUUGCUCUGGAGAGGUAACUGGUUUAUACAGGAGAAGAGCUGUAAGAUUCUGUCCUUGAUAGUAAGCUAUAGGCCAAAAGUCCAGGAUGGUGUCACUGCAAAUGGAGAAACCUCAAAUUCAAAGAAAACGUCCACUACAAUUGAUGAUGUUAUGAAGGGACUGGUGGAAUGGCUUUGUGCACAGCUAAAGAAUCCUUCCCAUCCUAGUCGUGGCAUCCCAGUAGCUAUCAAUUGCCUGGCAACAUUAUUGAAGGAGCCUUUGGUCAGAGCUUCAUUUGUUCAAGCAGAUGGGGUGAAGCUGCUCAUCCCUUACAUUUCUCCAGCAUCAACUCAGCAGUCCAUCCAGCUCCUCUAUGAAACUUGUCUCUGUGUUUGGCUUCUGUCUUUCUAUGAGCCUGCACUUGAGUACUUCGCCACUUGUAGAAUCCUGCUGCGAUUAGUUGAAGUUGUUAAGGGUUCCAUGAAAGAGAAGGUUGUCCGGGUGGUUGUCUUGACCCUCAGAAACUUGCUUUCCAAAGAGACUUUUGGCGCUCAGAUGGUAGACCUCGAACUUCCUCAUAUUGUUCAGAGUUUGAAAGCACAAGCAUGGAGUGAUGAGGACUUGUUGGAUGCUCUGAAUCAACUGGAAGAUGGACUGAAAGAUAACAUCAAGAGAUUGAGUUCUUUUGAUAAGUAUAAGCAGGAAGUCCUUCUUGGCCACCUUGACUGGUCACCCAUGCACAAAGAUCCUGCAUUCUGGCGCGAUAAUAUAACAAAAUUUGAAGAGAAUGAUUUCCAGAUCCUAAGGGUCCUUAUUACAAUCUUGGACUCGUCCAGUAGUCCAAGAACGCUGGCGGUUGCUUGCUACGAUCUCUCACAGUUUAUUCAGUACCAUCCUGCUGGACGGGUCAUAGUGAACGACCUGAAGGCUAAGGAGCGGGUUAUGAAAUUGAUUAACCACCAGGAUGCAGAGGUCACCAAAAAUGCCUUACUCUGUGUCCAAAGGCUUUUCCUAGGUACCAAGUAUGCGAGCUUCUUGCAGGCUUAAUUAAUUUAUGGCAGUGUCUUGGCAUAUUUAAUAAAAAGGCUUCUAAAUGAGAAAAUGCCGAGUUGGCUGUGCUGUAGUUAUAUUCAAAUUCAUUUAUCAUGAGUUUUAUGUAUCAUCUCUCUUUUCCUUUAUUCUGUAUUUGUUGUGAAGAAUUAUUGAUUUUAUUGACUUGUAGAAUUAAAUAAAUGUCUGUGUUGUGUGUGUUUUCCAA
Messenger RNA from Cornus florida, 1678 nucleotides. RefSeq names its product V-type proton ATPase subunit H-like. Gene Ontology annotation, molecular function: proton-transporting ATPase activity, rotational mechanism; heme binding. Bases 103 to 1467 code for a protein of 454 amino acids. NCBI's taxonomy places the organism in Eukaryota, Viridiplantae, Streptophyta, Magnoliopsida, Cornales, Cornaceae. Gene Ontology annotation, cellular component: vacuolar proton-transporting V-type ATPase, V1 domain. The record is from RefSeq and is a predicted model, not a curated record. Gene Ontology annotation, biological process: proton transmembrane transport. The transcript is spliced from 12 exons.